Messenger RNA from Diachasma alloeum, 5001 nucleotides. RefSeq lists its product as uncharacterized. Lineage: Eukaryota; Metazoa; Arthropoda; Insecta; Hymenoptera; Braconidae. Gene Ontology annotation, molecular function: nucleic acid binding. The transcript has 3 exons. The record is from RefSeq and is a predicted model, not a curated record. Bases 1 to 5001 code for a protein of 1666 amino acids. Gene Ontology annotation, biological process: DNA integration.
AUGGCACCAGUUGCACUCGUAACACUUCUUCGCAAACGAGAAGAAAUAAAAGACCGUGCCACAGCCUCUAUCCAGUGGCUACAAUCAGUGCGUGAAAAUCCAGAUUUUGAUGAGGUCGAGGUGAAACGAGACAGCAUUAAACAGCAAAUAGAAUCCUUGUCGAAUAUCCAUGACAAAAUCAUGGAUAAAGACACAGAGGAACAGGCUCCAACUAACAAAUCGGAGCUCAAACAAAUCGAAGCAGAUCUGGAGAAAGGCUUAGCAUUAGCCCAGAAACUCAUGCGGAAGACCGCAGAGAUAGAACGAGCAGCAACGAACAGUACUGCCCAGCUUCUAACUCCACACAACAGCUUCAUGAGUGCACACACGCCAAUCAACGCUCCUCUUCAACAACAGCUGAGACUCCCAAAGCUGAAUUUACCUACAUUCGAUGGUAGCAUCGAAGACUGGGCCGAAUUCAAGGAUAAAUUUGAAACAUCGGUCCACAACAACGAUUCUGUUGCUGAAGUUUACAAGCUACAAUACUUACUUGCCAAUGUCCCCGGGAAGGCAAAACGAGCUGUGGCAUCAAUGGGAGGAUCACAACAAAAUUACGAAGAUACAUGGAAUUUGCUGAAGAACAAGUACGAUAAUCCAAGAAAGAACAUCUUGAGGCAUAUCGGACUCCUGAAGUCAAUCUCCAAACUACAACGAGAUACCCCAGACGCUCUUGAGGAUCUAGUUGACACCGUGCGUCAACAUUUGAGUGCUUUGAAGAACCUGGAGCAACCAAUCGACAAGUGGGAUUCCUGGAUCAUCCAUUUAAUAUCCUGUAAAAUCAGUGCUCAGACUUUUCACCAGUGGGAAACCGAGUUGAAAAACAAGGGAAUGUGUUCAUACACUUCAUUACUCGAAUUUCUCGAAGUACGUGGUACCUGCUCCAGUGCAAUCCAACCAACAACUUCGUCAGUGAUAACCAAAGAACGACCAAGGAAUUCAAAAGGUCAGGCAAAUUCCAAGACCCAAUCAUUCGCAACAAUGUAUCAAAAGGGGUGUGCAGUGUGCUCAGGGGAGCACAGAGUGAUGGAUUGUGGAGACUUCUUGAAGAUGCCAGUCCCCAAACCAGCAGAGCCAGCGGCAAUAGCAUUCAAACUGGAGAUAUCAGAUGAUUUAAUCACCACUGCGAUCGUCAAGGUAUUUGGCAAUCAGCAGAAGCCAGAGCUCUGCCGUGCUUUACUCGACACGGGAUCAUCUACAAACUUCAUUAUCAGUGAUCUCGCAGCAAAGCUGAGCCUGAAGAAAAUAAAGAUGGCAGUUCCAGUCGGGAGCAUCAACGACAACACAACAAUGUCUCAUCACUCCACUUCCGCUAAAAUUCAAUCGUGUUCCAAUGACUUCAAGAGAGAGCUCCAUUUUCGCAUCGUGCCAAUAAUUUCCAAGCGUACUCCUGAUCAGCAAGUGCCUCGUCAUCUUCUAGGCAUACCUGGGAACAUCAAAUUGGCUGAUCCAGAAUUCCACAAGCCAGCAGCAUUGGAUCUCAUCAUCGGAUCAGGUACCUCGUUGGCAGCUCUCAGUGGAGGUCAAAUCAAGUUGUCCUCAACGCAAGACUCAGACCUCAUUCUCCAAAAAACUGUGUUCGGUUGGAUCAUCGGUGGCAACAUGCCGGGCAGCAAUGCCCACGUUGCAAGGUGCAAUCAUCUGUGUCUCCUGGACGAAGUGAAACGGUUCUGGGAAAUUGAAGAUGGGCUUCAAUCUCACGAGCCGUCGGAACAGGAGAAUCUGUGUGAGGAACACUUCCUCAAUCAUGUGACGAGGAAUGAGGAAGGGCGAUAUGUGGUCGCUCUCCCAUUCAACAACAAGAUGCACCAACUCGGCUCCUCUCGCAGGCAAGCUGAACAAAGACUCUACGGGCUGGAGAGACGUUUCAAGCAGAAUCCAGAUUUCAAACGGCAAUACUCCGCAGUAUUAGAAGAGUACCUGCAACUGGGGCACAUGAAGAAGGUGGAAGACGAGAUAGAAGAGGGCUUGUAUCUCCCACAUCAUUCAGUGAUCAAAGAAACCAGCCUUACUACUAAGGUUCGUGUGGUGUUUGACGCUUCCGCUGCCUCCAGCACCAAGGUGUCUCUCAACAAUGCGCUCAUGGUCGGGCCGACUAUUCACGAUGACAUAUUCUCCCUCAUCUUGCGAUUCAGGUUUCACAACUACGUUUUAACGGGAGACAUCGAGAAAAUGUACCGUCAAGUACUGGUACGCCCUGAUGAUCGCAAGUACCAGAGAAUCCUAUGGAGAGACGACAAUGAUCAGGUAGCGGCCUAUGAACUCCAGACAGUCACCUUCGGAGUAGCUUCUGCGCCUUACCUGGCUGUCAGAUGCCUCCAACAACUGGCCGACGAUGAACGAGAGAGGUAUCCAAUUGCCUCAACGGUCUUAAAACGAGACCUCUACGUGGACGAUGUGCCCACCGGUGCAGACACUCUUGGAGAAGCAGUGCAGCUUCGUGAUGAUUUGAUCUCUCUCCUAAAGUGUGGUGGUUUCAAUCUUCGUCAGUGUGCUUCAAAUCAUCCAGAGCUUCUUCAAGGACUCCCGGACUCCACUGUCAACCUUCAAUUGCUCAAUGGAGACAACUCAACGUUGAAAACAUUGGGUGUACGAUGGAAUUUCAACCGUGAUGAAGUCAUUUAUUCAGUGUGUCCCAUCGCUACAAAGGACAAGACAACGAUGAGAACAAUUUCAUCAGACGUCGCGAGGAUAUUUGAUCCUCUUGGAUUACUCAAUCCAGUGGUGGUCCAGGCAAAGCUCAUCAAGCAGGAUCUGUGGCGUCUCAACCUCAAUUGGGAUGAAUCUGUGCCGAAGGACGUUCAAACGAGAUGGCAAGAGUUUGCCCAUGAACUUCCUCUUCUCAACGACCUUGCGUUCAAACGUAAGGUUCUGCAAGAUAGUGUCAAGGACGUCCAAUUACACGGAUUCUGUGAUGCGAGCCAGAAGGCUUACGGUGCGUGCAUUUACGUCAGGACUACUUCCAGUGACAACCGUGUGGACUCUCAACUGCUGUGUGCAAAAUUGCGCGUGACUCCGUUGAAAAACAUUCAAACGAUACCGCGACUUGAACUGUGUGCCGCGCUGUUACUCGCGCAAAUGUAUUCGACCGUGUGUCAAAUAAAUGUGAAUAUUGAUCGUGUUGUGUUCUGGACAGAUUCGUCCACUGUGCUGCAUUGGGUCAACACUAGAUCUGAAUCACUGAAAACUUUCGUGAAAAACAGAGUGACACAGAUUCAAGAAAGGACCAACGCUAGAGACUGGAGACACGUCCGAACGCACGAGAACCCUGCCGACGCCAUCUCCAGGGGACAAUCACCUUCCGAGUUCCUGAAGAAUCAUCUCUGGAUGAGUGGACCACCAUGGCUCACCGGGGGAGAGAAGGAGUGGCCUUCUCUACCACUAUCGUUCCCUAAUCAAGUGCCAGAGACUCGCAAACAGACUUGUCUCACCACCGUGGGGUACAAGAUUUCUAAGUGUCGUCUCAUUGAACUCUUCACGAGACAUUCAUCCAUCAUCAAGAUCCAGAAAAUCAUCGCUCGGAUUUUACGCUGGAGAGUCCAUAAGGAAGAUCGUCCCAAGGAAAAGUUCAUCUCAGCCGCAGAGAUCCAACGUGCCUUCAUUCCUACCAUGAGGCUGAUUCAAGGUGAUCAUUUCAAGAAGGAGUUGGCUGAUCUCAAGGACAUCAAAUCAGUCAAGUCAACUAGUCCACUGCUCCAGCUGAAUCCUUUCAUCGACUCUGAUGGUCUAAUCAGAGUGGGAGGCAGAAUUCAACGUUCUGAUUUACCAUUCAAUCAGAAACACCCUCUCGUGCUACCCAAAAAUUCUGCUGCUACGCGAUUGAUUAUCGAAUGGGAACAUCGCAACUGCCUACACGCUGGAAUCCAGAGCACCCUUUACAGCAUCCGCGAACGCUUUUGGUUGUUGGAUGGAAAAAACCGAGUUCGCCAAGUCAUCAAAAGUUGUCACCGAUGCAUCCGUGCUAAACCUCCUGAUGUUGAAUAUCAGAUGGGCGUACUACCGAGAGAAAGGGUGACAGCAACACGACCAUUCUACAAUACCGGUGUGGACUACUGUGAUCCAUUUUUCGUGAAGGAGAAGAAGCUCCGCAAUCGUGGCCGAAUCAAGGCCUAUGUCGCCAUAUUCGUGUGUCUCUCAUCCAGGGCUGUACACAUCGAGGUCGUGAGUGACAUGACGUCAGAAGCCUUCCUUGCCGCUCUGCGCCGUUUCAUCAGCCGGAGAGGCAGGUGCUCUGUGAUUUCUUCAGACAACGGAACAAAUUUCAAGGGUGCUUGCAAUGAGUUGAAGGAGUUAUACCUGCUCCUAAACUCCGAGAAGCUGCAGCAGGAGGUCAACAGCUAUGUUGCAGAGAGAGGGAUUACCUGGCAUUUCAUCCCACCCCAAGCACCUCAUGUGGGAAGUAUCUGGGAAGCGGCGGUGAAAUCCUUCAAACAUCAUCUACUCAGAGUCGCUGGAACCACCCUAUUGAGUUUCGAAGAUCUCAUUACGCUGGCAGCCGAGAUCGAAGCCAUCCUAAACUCUCGUCCCCUGACUCCUAUGUCAUCAGAUCCCAACGAUCUCUCUGCUCUCACCCCGGCUCAUUUCCUCAUCGGUGACACAUUCACCAACAUUCCUGAGCCUAAUUUCAUCGAGACUCCAAGCAACCGCUUGUCCUCUUGGAAGUGGAAGAGAGGUGAACACGAUAUCAAGGAGAAUUCCAUUGUUGUCAUCGGAGACGACAAUCUACAUUCCCUCAAGUGGAAAUUGGGGAGAGUCAUCAGUGUCCAUCCAGGUGGGGAUGGAUUCAUCAGGACUGUCAAAGUGAAGACAGCCUCAGGUGUCUAUACGCGCAAUGUCAAGAAGUUGGCCGUCCUACCUGUGGAGCCCUACGCCACCAGCCGUCAACCAACACAUGACCAACCCGAGAGCAUGGCAGCUACGCUUGAUCGGACAAGCCUCUCAACGGGGGAGAAUGUUGAGUCGUGA